Molecule: messenger RNA, 2618 nt
Organism: Podospora bellae-mahoneyi
Lineage: Eukaryota; Fungi; Ascomycota; Sordariomycetes; Sordariales; Podosporaceae
Gene: vps16
Product: Vacuolar protein sorting-associated protein 16
Exons: 4
Coding region: 102-2618 (838 amino acids)
Biological process (GO): endosomal transport; intracellular protein transport; vacuole fusion, non-autophagic
Cellular component (GO): HOPS complex; lysosomal membrane; cytoplasm
Molecular function (GO): actin binding
Source: RefSeq, a predicted model, not a curated record
CGGCCGGUGAGAUCCCCGAGCUUCAGUGAGCUGCUGGGAUACCCGCACUAUCCAUCACCAAACAACAUCCACAGAGACCAAAUAUGGGGAGAUGACAAAAGAUGGACGUCGCUCAUCCAACUGCAGGCUGGGAACAGCUUGGCCCGUCUUUUUACCGCAAGGUUCAGCUGUAUACCCAGGUUUUUGAUCAGGAUCUGGACCUUGACAACUACAUCGUCGCUGGUGCACCUUAUAGCGGUGCUAUAGCUUUAUAUCGUGAUGAAGGCAAACUGGUAGCUUACCAGCCCACAAGAACAUCCAAACCAAGCAUCGACCUCUACAGCUGCGCUGGGGGUGAGCCCAUACUCUCUAUCCCAUGGGACAGCGGCUCUAUCAAGGGCCUUGGCUGGUCUGAGGAUGAGAAGUUGCUGGUCGUCACCGCCGACGGUACUGUGAGAUGUUACUUUGAUUUACAGGGAGAGUUUACACAGUUCUCUCUGGGAAAUGGUGCUGAGGAUUCGGGUGUCAAGUCAUGCCGAUUCUAUGCCCAUGGGCUGGUUGCGCUAUUGAACAACAACUCUCUCGUCUCGGUCUCAUCAUAUAGCGAGCCUCGGCCGAAGCUUCUUGCACCACCUCCCGAGGGAGAGGUUCACUCGUGGAGUCUUAUACCGCCGUCAUAUACCAACUCUCGGUCUGUCGAAGUUCUGUUGAGCAUUGGCCAAACUAUCUAUGUUUCCGAUGCCACAGCUUGUGAAGAUCGAGGCCUGGAUCAAGGACCCUUCACUCAUAUCACUGUAUCGCCAAACGGAAAGUUUGUCGCCUUAUACACCAAGACCGGCAGAGUAUACGUUAUCAACAGCACUUUUGAGGAGAACCUGAGCGAGCAUGACUCCAAAUCCAAGAUCCCACCAAAAUACGUCGAGUGGUGUGGUAAAGACGCUGUUGUCAUCGCUUGGGAAGACGAGGUCCAUCUCGUUGGCCCAUAUGGGUCAUCGGCCAAGUUCUAUUACGACAGUGGCCGUGUCCAUCUGUUACCUGACUAUGAUGGUGUAAGGAUCGUUGCCAAUGAUAGAUGUGAUUUCCUUCAAAAAGUGCCAGAGGACACGGAAGAGGUGUUCAAACUGGGCUCAGACUCGCCGGCAUCCAUCCUCCUAGAUGCCGUCGAGGAGCUCGAAAUGCAGUCCCCAAAGGCCGACGACAACGUCCAGCUCAUACGUCCUCACCUUGUCGAAGCAGUGGACAAAUGCGUCAACGCUGCCGGUCAAGAAUUCAGUGAACAUUGGCAAAAGCAACUCCUCAAAGCCGCUUCUUUUGGCAAAUCCGUUCUUGAUAUCUACAACAGCGACGACUUUGUCGACAUGUGCGAGACCCUCCGCGUUCUCAAUGCUGUACGCAACUACAAAAUCGGCCUCCCCUUGUCCUACGAACAAUACCAACGCCUCUCGCCCUCGGGACUCAUCACCCGUCUCCUCAACCGCCAUGAAUACCUUCUCGCUCUCCGCAUAGCAUCCUACCUCCGCCUCCCCACCGACAAAAUCUACGUCCACUGGGCGUCAGCCAAAGUCCGCCUCGGCUCCGAAGAUGACGACACUGCCUGCCGCAAAAUAGUCGAAAAGCUCUCCGGCAAACCGGGCAUCUCGUUCGAAGCCAUCGCCAGAGCCGCCUACGAAGAGGGAAGGGGUCGUCUAGCUACCGAACUGCUUAACCACGAGCCCCGAGCAGGUAGACAAGUCCCUCUACUUCUCUCCAUGGAAGAAGACGAGCUCGCCCUAGACAAAGCAAUCGAAUCAGGCGACACAGACCUCAUCUACUUUGUCCUCCACCAACUCCGCCGCAAACUCCCCCUCGCGUCGUUUUUCCGCGUGAUCAACUCCCGCCCUACCGCCACUGCCCUGGUUGAAGCAGCUGCUCACGAGGGAGACGGUGACGGCCACGAGGACACAGCCAUGCUGAAAGACCUCUACUAUCAAGACGAUCGUCGUAUCGACGGCGCGGCGGUGUUUGUGAGGGAGGCGCUACGUCAACCGGAGAGCAGGACCGCGGGUGAUAAGUUGGCCUUGGCGUCGAAGUUGCUGGCUGAUAACCCCAAGGAGAACGUAUUCGAGAUCGGUGCGGUGAGGGAAGCGAAUUUGCUGCUGAGAAUGCAAGAGGGGUUCGACCGUGACCUGGGUGAUAACUUUACGGGCUUGAGCGUAAACCAGACAAUGUUCAAGCUCUACCGGUUGGGGUACAGUGGCAGGGCGAAGAAGAUACAGGGGGAGUUCAAAGUGCCGGAAAAGGUGGCGUGGUGGGUUAGACUUCAGGCCCUGGUAGCAAAAAGAGACUGGAACGAGAUUGAGGAGAUUUCUAAACAGCGAAAGAGCCCGAUUGGGUGGGAGCCGUUCUUCAACCAGUGCCUCCAGGCGGGCAACCCCAGGCUGGCGGCGGUUUUUGUGCCAAAGUGCACGGGGUUGGAGCAGGGGGCUACGAUUACCAUGUAUGAGAAGUGCGGGAUGAGGGUCAGGGCGGCGGAGGAGGCGGUCAAGUUGAAGGAUGGGGACGCGUGGUUGAGGUUGCUGGAGGCGGCGGGACGGGGGACAAACGAGGGGAGGGAGAUUGAGCGGGUUGGGGGGCAAGUUUUUGGUGGGAGGGGGAGGUAA